AUGGAAAGUCGUACGACAUUGCUUCUGAUGUGCUUGACUCUAUCAGGGCUAGUCUAUCAAGUGAUUUCAAUCGGAAAAUUCAUCAGGUGUUGUGACGCUAAUAAGGGCCCAGAACAGCAGUUGGGAUGUGUUGGCGAUAAUUUUCAUGUGGCAAACUGUUUGGGGAAAAAUGUUGAACUUACUUGCGAGAAAGUUGAUUUUCUCGGUAAUCAGGCAAAGUGUCCCAACGACACGAGACAGUAUGCCUUCCCAGACAAGAGUCGUUGUGAAGGCACCAAAACUCCAAGAUGCGUAGAUAUCUCGGGACCAAAUACCAUCAAAGAUUUACCAGUUGUUCAAGAACCGAUUGGAAAGUUCAUCAGGUGUUGUGACGCUAACCAGGGAACGAAGAGACAAAUAGGAUGUGUCGGCGAUAAUUUUCAUGUUGCAAACUGUCAAGGUAAAAAUGUUGAACUUACUUGCCUAGGAGUCGAUUUUGUCGGUAAUCAGGCCAAGUGUCCCAAUGACACGAGAAAGUUCGCCUUUCCAGACAAAAGUCGAUGUGAAGGCACCAAAACUCCUAGAUGCGUAGAUAUUUCAGGACCGAAUACCAUUCAAGAUUUACCAGUGGUACAAGAGCCAAUUGGCAAGUUCAUCAGGUGUUGUGACGCUAACCAGGGUACCAAACGGCAAUUGGGAUGCGAAGGCGAAAAUUUUACAAAGGCGACUUGUGGAGGCAAAGAGGUGGAAUUGACUUGCAUGGGUGUCGAUUAUAUUGGAAACCAGGCUAGGUGUCCUGAUGACAAUAGAAAGUUCCCCUUUCCCGAAAAGCAUCAAUGUAAAGAUAAGAAGACACCCAGAUGUGUUGAUAUUUCUGGCAGUGGAAAUACAACCAAAACUCCUGAUCCAACCACUUAA
Molecule: messenger RNA, 897 nt
Organism: Melampsora larici-populina 98AG31
Lineage: Eukaryota; Fungi; Basidiomycota; Pucciniomycetes; Pucciniales; Melampsoraceae
Exons: 1
Coding region: 1-897 (298 amino acids)
Source: RefSeq, a predicted model, not a curated record